AUGCCAGUCUCCAUCCAGAAGUUCAUGACCAGGUCCCUUGAGACUGUUCAGGAAUGGUACGCUUUGCCAACACCAGCAGCUAGUACUUCUUCUGCGUUGUCCGCUGGAACCACCGUAACCACCAGAACUUCUUGGGAAACUCAGUCUUCUGAUUCCAACAAGAAUCAACGUAUCUCUGCGGCACACGAUGAUUCUCUGCAGGCUCCACCACGAAAGGGGUCGUGGGAUAACUCUUUCAUGCCAGCGCCGCUUGAUAACAAGGAAGAACGAGAUCUGGAGUCCAUGAUUCAGUGCACAUCAACUUUCUUUUAA
This is a messenger RNA of Cylindrotheca closterium, 312 nucleotides long. The record is from the annotation of a GenBank genome assembly. Lineage: Eukaryota; Bacillariophyta; Bacillariophyceae; Bacillariales; Bacillariaceae.